This is a messenger RNA of Neoarius graeffei (lesser salmon catfish), 2459 nucleotides long. RefSeq names its product tRNA methyltransferase 1 (gene trmt1). The record is from RefSeq and is a predicted model, not a curated record. Gene Ontology annotation, biological process: tRNA N2-guanine methylation. The coding region runs from base 122 to 2212 and encodes 696 amino acids. Gene Ontology annotation, molecular function: metal ion binding; RNA binding. Gene Ontology annotation, cellular component: nucleus. NCBI's taxonomy places the organism in Eukaryota, Metazoa, Chordata, Actinopteri, Siluriformes, Ariidae. The transcript is spliced from 15 exons.
GGAGUACAGCAGCGUGCGGAUUGGGACGCGGCCCAUGUGGCUGUAAAGCUGCGCGCAGAGCUGAGGAGAGAGAAGUUUUAUUUCUCCGGGUUGUUAGUGUGUGUUUACCUCAGCAGGGUGCAUGCAGGUGAGGUGGGUAUUAUAUACAGCUCUAACAGCACUGCGCUCCUCAGAUUCACUCAGACGACUCGCACUCAGACAGAUUCACUUCACCAGACGGUUUGAGAUGAUGGAGACAGAGGGCGUGCCCUCUGACAGCGCAGCAGGGUGUGGUCUGAGACCUGGAGAGACGGUGGAGACGAAGGGCGUGUCCUCUGACAGCGCAGCAGGGUGUGGUCUGAGACCCGGAGAGACGGUGGAGACGAAGGGCGUGCCCUCUGACAGCGCAGCAGGGUGUGGUCUGAGACCUGGAGAGACGGUGGAGACGAAGGGCGUGUCCUCUGACAGCGCAGCAGGGUGUGGUCUGAGACCUGGAGAGACGGUGGUGAAGGAGGGGAAAGCGUCGGUGUUGUUUCCAAGUGCUAAUGAGGUUUUCUACAACCCAGUCCAGGAAUUUAACAGAGACCUCACAUGUGCAGUAAUAACGGAGUUUGCGCGAGAGACGCUGGCUCAGAGAGGAGUGCGCAUCCUUGUCCCAGGAGAGAAGGAUGGCGUGGUGGUGUCCCUGAUGGAAGAGGAGAAGAAUGGGAAAGAGACAGAACAGGCAGAGGAGAAGGAGGAAGAAAGCGUGCAGGAGGAGAGAAAAGAGGUGGAGUUUAAGACCGCCAUGGUUGGGGAGCGCUGUGAGGAGGGGCUGCGUGUGCUGGAGGGAUUGGCUGCUUCAGGCCUGCGCUCAAUCCGAUUCACUCUCGAGGUGCCGGGACUAAAACGUGUCACAGCCAAUGACUUCUCAGCUAAAGCUGCUGACCUCAUCACACGCAACACACACCACAACAACGUCACACACCUGAUGGAGACGCAGAACAGAGACGCCAGCAUGCUGAUGUAUGAGGCAAGAGGGAAGAAUGCACGCUAUGAUGUCAUCGAUCUGGAUCCAUAUGGAAGCCCCGCCCCUUUCCUGGAUGCUGCAGUUCAGGCUGUUGGUGAAGGAGGUCUCCUGUGUAUCACCUGUACAGACAUGGCUGUGAUGGCGGGAAACAACGGAGAGACGUGCUACAGCAAAUACGGCUCUGUCUCCAUCAAAUCCAAAUACUGCCACGAGAUGGCCCUGAGGAUUAUCUUGCACAGUCUGGAUCAGCGUGCUAAUGUGUAUCAGCGCUACAUCCAGCCCUUACUGAGCGUCAGUGUUGACUUCUACAUCCGAGUGUUCGUCAGGGUCAGAACGGGUCAGGCUACUGUCAAGAACUCUGCCAGUAAGCAGGCAUUGGUGUAUAAUUGUGUUGGCUGUGGCGCGUUCCACCUGCAGAGGAUGGGCAAGAAAAUAAGCCAGGGGAAAAAUAUGAAGUACUCGGCUGCGACAGGACCUCCUGUUGGAGAAUCGUGUCCACACUGUGGUCAGAGACAUCAGCUCGGAGGUCCGAUCUGGGCAGAGCCGAUCCACGAUCUCGGGUUUGUUCAGAAAGUUCUGACUGCGGUUUCGGGGAACCCAUCUCGCUUCGGCACGUCCAAACGCAUCGUGGGAAUUCUGAGCAUGGUCACUGAGGAGCUCCAGGAUGUUGCUCUGUACUACGUUCUGGAUCAGCUGAGCAGCACCAUCCACUGUAAUACACCCUCCAUGCUGCAGUUCAGGUCUGCGGUGUUGAGUGCAGGUUACAGAGUGUCUCUGUCUCAUGCCUGUAAGAACGCAGUGAAGACUGAUGCUCCUGCUGCAGUCGUGUGGGACAUCAUGCGCUGCUGGGAGAAGAAGAACCCAGUGAGGAGGGAGAGGUUAUCAGAGAUGAGUCCAGCGUUCCGAAUUCUCUCCACAGAACCCACGGUUCAGGCGUGUUUUGACGUGAGAGAGGAUGCAAAUCCUCAGUCACGCAAACGUCACCUCACACGCUUCCAGGAGAAUCCACAGGCUAACUGGGGUCCGAAAGCUCGUGCGAAAUCCGGAGGUGGUAUAUCCUCUGAGCUGGAGGAUAAGAGGAAGAAGUUCCAGGGCAAAAGGAAGAACCCGCUCAGAGAUUCCUCUCGGCUCAAAAACUUCCCCUGCAAGAGAUUCCGCAAGGGAACGUGCACGCAGGGAGACGAGUGCUGUUACUCCCAUGAUGCCGAGCAGCAGACACCGUGAUGAUGAUCCUCAGAGCUUUACCACUCACCUGUUCCUCUGAUCCGGAGUCCUAAGGGAAGUUUUUUGUUGUAAUUUUUAUUUAUUUAUGAGCUGAAAUGUUAAACGCUGCGAGAGGACGGCGUGAAUCUCCGUCAGUUGUGUUCUGCUCGAGCUCAGAUUUUAUUUGACUUUUUAUUUUUGCUUGAAGAAUAACGAACUCUUAUUUCAGUCUGAACAGAGCUGCUAAUAAACACAGGAGUUAAUGUGA